CAAGACAUCAUUCUCACGGAAUUGUCAAGAUUUUUCGUCAUAGAAACAAAUAUAAAAUUUUAUUAACCACAUUACGUUUCAAAUCAAUGUAAAAGUAAUAUCAUAAUGAUACAAUGAAGAAGAAAAUAGUUAACGGAAGUAUCUUAAUGUAAAUAUAUUUGUGUGUUACUAAAUAGUGUAUUUCACUAAUUUGUUUUGGUUAGUCUUAACGUAACCUAAAUAUAGUAUUCGAUGGAAACGUAACAAGUGAUUUAAAUAAAUUUCAUUUGAAAAAUAUAAGUUUAAGUUUAAGUAACGUAACUCAGAUACAUUUAUAAAGAUGAUACAAAGAUACAGAAAUGCAAUAUGCAUUUUUGGGAAGUAUAUGCAGAAUAAUCUACCAGUAAUGUUAGGUCCUAUUAAUUAUCCAGUUCCUAAUGACAGUUCUCAACAAGUCAGAAAUAUAAAGAAACAUUUUAAUCAAAAGUUUCGCAAAGAAAGAGGAAGGAAAUACAUUAAAAUAAAAUUACCUACAUUUGAUAGUGACGAUGAAACUAACAGCAGGGUGAGAACAAAGUUGAAAGAAGCUGGAAUUCUACCACAAAGAAAUUGGUCUGAAGGACCAGUUCUUAUUAGCUGUACACCUAAAAUAUUUGAAGGUUAUAUUGCUCCAGAAGGUGAUGGAAAAUUUUCUCCCAUUAGCACUAUGGGUGCAAAACAAAAGUUUGAAUUUAUAGAAAAAAAGAGUAAAUCUUUUAUAGCCCUUAGAAAGAUUAAGUCAUAUGAGGACAACUAUUCAUCUGAUACAUUUAGAGAAAACCUAUUAAAUGUUUAUAAAAAAGCACACGAAGCUUUAUGUCGUAAAGAUCAAGAUGAAAUACUACAAUAUGUUACAGAAAGUGCAUAUCCUUUACUGUUACAUAAUGUAGAGAACAAAACAAUUGUUUGGAAAUUUUUGGAAUCUCUGGAGCCAGCACGUAUUGUACAUGCUAGAGUAACAAGUCUGAUUACAAAGAGCAAUUUAUUUGCACAAGUCACUAUUCGUUUUCAUACUCAACAGCUUCUCUGCAUUUAUGAUCGAUUUGGACGAGUGUUAUUAGGUAGUGAGACAGUGAAGAAAGAUGUUUUGGAUUAUAUAGUAUUUGAGAAACAUAUAUCCAAUGUAUAUGGUACUUGGCGAAUACACGGAAAAAUUAUACCAAAUUGGCUAACAUCGAAAGAAAUACCGACAUCUACUUACAUCUUGCCAAAGGAAGAGGAACAACCCUCAUCAUCUGAUAGCGCUGUUGAAUCAGUUGCUCAAGUGGUACCGCCAGAAACUUUAGAUAAACAGCAUACUGAUGCAAAACCAUAAUAAUUGUAUUUCAUGUACAAAUUCCAGUUAUUAAUUGGUGAAUAAAAUACUUUUAAAAUAAAA
Messenger RNA from Bombus pascuorum, 1396 nucleotides. RefSeq names its product large ribosomal subunit protein mL45 (gene mRpL45). The record is from RefSeq and is a predicted model, not a curated record. The transcript is spliced from 7 exons. Bases 320 to 1333 code for a protein of 337 amino acids. NCBI's taxonomy places the organism in Eukaryota, Metazoa, Arthropoda, Insecta, Hymenoptera, Apidae. Gene Ontology annotation, cellular component: mitochondrion.